AUGAAGCUACUUUCUCGCACGAUUGCGAAACUCUUCCUUUUAGGAUUUUUGGACUACGUCGACACUUCUCUCAAGAUUGCCAUCGUCAAUCCUGCGGACGUGAAAAAAGCGAACGUGACAUCAGAUGCACUGAAGUCAGCGAUCCACGCCAAGUUUGAUACUGAAUUGAAGAGGUAUGAGCAAGGAUCUGUGGUUGGCAUGGGGUCCACAGACACAUCAUCUACGUUGCUGACCUCGAUCCCUGUUGACUUGUUCGUGUUGGUUCCUGACCGGGAUGCUUCCAACACUGUGAUCAAGUUGUCCGUACCGAAGGCAACUACGUACGGGAUUUUCGCAAACCAUCCCUUGUCCGAGGUCGACGACCUGUCAAUCGUCCUUGUCUUCCUCGCCGUGUGGGGACUGUCGAUCUUGGGAGCGUUUAUCGGAGCAGCCAUGUCGCUUUCCGGUGUGCUGAUUAUCGUCCCUGUGCUCAAGAUGGAGGAGCUGUGGAUUCUCAAGUACCUCAACUGCCUGGCUGCUGGCGUGCUGCUCAGCUUUGUUCUCAUCCAUCUCAUCCCCGAAGCUGGCCAUCUGCAUGGCAGUUUAAGCUGGGAGGUCAGCACAACCGUGUUGGCUGGAUUCUUUGCUGGGCUUCUGGUCGAGCAUGGUAUACACCUCUACUUCACUGCCUACGGGAAGGAGCCGGCAAGGAUUGAAGGUGGGACCGGGACAUCGCCUAGGAAAGGAGAGCUGGUCUUUGUCGAUCAAGAAGCUCAAGAUCACAUGGCGCUGAGCAGUCAGAAAGCGCUGGACGGACUAGGAUGGGUUGUAGUUGGAGCAGCCGUCGCUCACGAGCUUCCGCAAGAGCUGGGCGACUUUGUAGUGCUGUACAACUCUGGCAUGUCCAUCAAAUGGGCUCUGAUCAGCAACUUUCUCUCUUCGCUCUCGGCCUGUCUGGGGAGCAUCGUCAUCCUUGCCGCCACGGAGAGUGCUCAUGAGAAUAUCAACCAAGACAUGGGUACAGCAACCUUGUUGUACGUCUUGUGCUUUGACAUCUCUGACAAUCUCCUUGCGACAUUGAAGGCCUUGUACUGGACAUAG
Guillardia theta CCMP2712 is the source of this 1080-nucleotide messenger RNA. RefSeq lists its product as hypothetical. Gene Ontology annotation, cellular component: membrane. Gene Ontology annotation, molecular function: zinc ion transmembrane transporter activity. The record is from RefSeq and is a predicted model, not a curated record. Lineage: Eukaryota; Cryptophyceae; Pyrenomonadales; Geminigeraceae. Gene Ontology annotation, biological process: zinc ion import across plasma membrane; intracellular zinc ion homeostasis. The coding region runs from base 1 to 1080 and encodes 359 amino acids. The transcript is spliced from 10 exons.